Messenger RNA from Mesocestoides corti, 1334 nucleotides. The record is from the annotation of a GenBank genome assembly. NCBI's taxonomy places the organism in Eukaryota, Metazoa, Platyhelminthes, Cestoda, Cyclophyllidea, Mesocestoididae.
UGCUCACAAGUUUGAUUAACUACCUCAUUGCACCAGUCAGUCUUUUCUUCCUCGGUCAACUGGGAAAGACCGAAUUGGCUGCGGGUGGUCUCGCGAUAGCAAUUUUUCACGUGGCAGGCGUUUCAAUUGUUGUUGGACUCUUGAGCGCCAGUGAAACCUUCUUUUCACAGACUUUUGGAGGAUCGAACAAAUUCCGCCUCGGCAUCCAAGUCCAAAGAGCCGCAGUAAUCCUGCUCAUUUGCUGCUUUCCAUGCUGGGCAAUCUACAUUAUAAUCGAGCCGAUUCUACUGGCGUCCAAACAACCACCGUUAGUUGCAAAAGGAUCUGCACUUUCGCAGUCACUGGGUUACGUGAUGCAGGCUGCGACAGUUAUUGCUUACAUCUUUAUUUCAAGACUUUACCGAAAAACCUGGGAUUCCGUUCACGUUGAGUUGUGGCAUGACUGGGGUCUCUGGUUCCGUCUAGCAAUACCUGGAAUGUUGAUGAGUGGCCUUGAGUGGUGGGUAUGCGAGUCAGGCAGCCUGGUUUCAGGACUUCGUGGGGAACAAGCCUUGGCCGCACAAACUAUUAUUAACAAUAUUGAGUCCGUAAUCUACUGCACAUUUCCUCUUGGAUUUGGUAUUGCUUCGACAAUUCGAAUUGGACAGUUCCUUGGGGCGAAUAAAGCCGUGGGGCCAAGGUCGACGGCUCUUGUUGCCCUUGCCAUGAUUGCAUUCACUACUGUCAUCAAUGCCUUUAUUCUCACCUUCGCGAGGUACCAAAUUCCACGAAUAUUUACCAAUGAUAGAGGGGUAAUCGAAAUGGUAGGUCAAAGUCUGUUCUCUAUCGUGGCGUUUCAGUUCGUGGACUCAAUCGUGGGCGUCGCCUCGGGAAUCAUUCGUGGCGUCGGGAUGCAGCAGGUCGGUGCCAUCGUCUGCGGAGUUUGCAUGUACCUAGUUGGUGGACCAAUUGGUCUCUGCCUCCUACUACUGACUGAUCUUAGCGUAGCUGGAUUUUGGUGGGGUUUAACGGCAGGCAUGGGCUUGGAGUCAAUCAUUUACGUCAUUCUAAUCCUGAAAAUUGACUGGAACGACAUGUGCACAAAGGCAGCAAAGCGGACAGAAAUAAAAUUUGUUCAUGCAGUGCCCGGCCAAAGAGAAAUAGAAAUAAAAGGUCUGUUUCCUAUUUUUCAGUUUAUAAAACAAAAGACAUCAAUCGUGGCAAAAAAAGCAAUAGAUCACUUUACUGUGGUAACUCUAAUACACUGCGACCCAUUUUGUUCUCAUCCAUUUGCGCUAAAGCUCAUACAGGUGUUUUCGAAAACAAAAGUAGAAAAUGUGGUCGUACAUGCCUAA